AUGACGAUUCACUACGACGGAUACCUGCUGAAGACUCCAGGAUGUUCGCUGCCCCUCUACAAUCCUUACCAUUGGAUAAUCAGGCGAUAUUUCGCAGAGAACGCCACGUACGAAGCCCUCUGCGCCAGUCGCAACCUCACCGUCUUCGUUCAGGACUUCAACAGGUUUACGAUAGACAGUGACGCCCUUCGACGCGGUUACAACGUCUCGGACCGGGAUAUCUACUGCUACUACCGAGAAGUAUUCAGAGACAACAACGCGAGUGUUCCCGACACAUCGAUCGUGUUCGGUCCGCCUGUGCUGCUCACUAACGGAAGUACAGUCGAAGCUGAGUACGUGCAGAUCUCUUGCAAGACGAACGGGAGCCUACUUUUUGAAGACUACUUUUUCGUACCUCAACCAAAGAAGCGUCUCCACGAGUCCUUGACUGGUCCCGCGUGGAACGAGACAGCUCUUUCACGCAAAACGAAUUCGACGAGCAUCCUCAUACUUGGCUUAGACUCGACCUCGCGAAUGAACUUCCACCGCCACAUGAAACGAACGCGCAAGUUCCUGAAACAAGAUUUGUCCGCGUUCGAAUUUAUCGCGUUCAACAAGGUCGGAGACGCUUCCUUCGCAAACCUGAUUCCUUUACUCACCGGGCUGGCCGGACAUGACGCAGAGAGUCUUAUCGCUCGUUCCCAGAUGGUCGAGGUGCUUCCCUUUGUCUGGAACUUGUACAAGAGCAGAGGUUACGCAACGGCGUAUGUCGAGGAAAUGCCUCAUUACGGCCUCUUCACAUAUCCGAACUUCACUGGCUUCGCACGCGCGCCUGCUGAAUACUACCCUGUGUCCAUCCUACGGCUGAUGGACGAGACGCACUUCGAUGAGCGCUACUGCGUAGGUUCCCGACUAAAGACGAAGGCGCUCGUUGAUUACGUCGGUCAGGUGCUAAAGAUCAAUCGGCACGAGCCCAUGUUUUCAUUCGUGUGGCUUAGCUAUCUCACUCACAAUCACGUGAACGGGCUGCAGAUUAUGGACGGAAUGCUGGAGGACUUUAUCCGAGAACUUUCCGAGCACGCCGUGCUCGAGAAUACGGCCCUGUUCUUCAUUGGCGACCACGGCCCUCGCAUAGGUCCGUUCAGGAUAGGCGAAAUAGGUCGCUACGAAGACAAGAACCCGGUAUGUUUCCUGGCGCUUCCCAAACGCUUCCUGGCUGAACACCCCGAAGCCGCUGUGCAACUGGAGGUCAAUCAGCGUCGUCUGGUCACACAUUACGACUUGCACGCCACUCUGGUGGCGUUGUCCAGUCUUCCCGCUCUCGGAAAAGGUUCUACAAACAUGGGACUGAGCCUCAUGGACAGAAUACCACCCGAGAGAACGUGCGCGGACGCCUUUGUGCCGUCGGAAUUCUGCGCGUGUUUCGGCGAUCGCGUCAAUCUAGAAGGCAACAGGGUGGCCACGUCUUUUGCCCGCUAUGCCGUGUCUUACAUCAACGCCCUCGCGGAGCUGCACUUUCCUGGACGGUGCAUAUUGUGGGAGCUCGACACCGUCCAAGAAUCUUCGGUUCUCGGAGGUCGCGUCGCCGGCAAGGUGCUGCUUCGCGUCGUGAUAACCACGAGACCGACUGCCCACUUCGAGGUGUACGGAGAACUGCGCGGAGAGUCGCCCUCGCAGGAGAACCACGUGAAUUUUCUCCACAGGCUGGAUUGGUAUAGCAACGAGACCCAGUGCUUGCCGGAGAGCAGGUGGCAGAAAAUUUGCGCGUGCAGGCCUCAUAUUUAG
Messenger RNA from Rhipicephalus sanguineus (brown dog tick), 1764 nucleotides. RefSeq lists its product as uncharacterized. Lineage: Eukaryota; Metazoa; Arthropoda; Arachnida; Ixodida; Ixodidae. The record is from RefSeq and is a predicted model, not a curated record. The transcript has a single exon. The coding region runs from base 1 to 1764 and encodes 587 amino acids.